This is a messenger RNA of Alternaria atra, 4074 nucleotides long. RefSeq lists its product as uncharacterized. Gene Ontology annotation, molecular function: hexosyltransferase activity; UDP-glycosyltransferase activity. Gene Ontology annotation, biological process: carbohydrate metabolic process. The record is from RefSeq and is a predicted model, not a curated record. Lineage: Eukaryota; Fungi; Ascomycota; Dothideomycetes; Pleosporales; Pleosporaceae. Bases 1 to 4074 code for a protein of 1357 amino acids. The transcript has 6 exons.
AUGGCGAGCUCAAACAACCCCCCGCAGGGCAAUGACGCGCUUCGCGACAGUGCCCCACCAACACAGCAACAUACGCAAACACACAUCCCGCCACCCUCAAGUUCGCAUCAUAGCUCCGGCAUUAAUGACGCUCCCUUCCACGAUGCACCGAGCCUCGAGAACCCACCACCCGCAUACACCGAGUUGCCAGGACAGGUUGAGAACGAGGAGCUGGGCACAAAUGCCGUGGUUGCUGAUGAUGGGCGUGUCAAUAUCCGAAUAGAUCAAAAGAGCCGCGCCCUUUCGCAGCUCAUCCUUCCACAGAUCCAGCGUCAGCUCACGCAUGCACAAGAAGACCCCGAGCCGCCUCCACCUUACGUCCCAGAGUUCCUCGGUGGUGCGCCAGGCCAAAGCCCUCCACCUCCACUGAACGUAGUCAUACAAGUAGUGGGUUCUCGUGGUGAUGUCCAGCCAUUCGUUGCACUGGGCAAGGUGCUCAAAGACACAUACGGCCAUAGGGUUCGGUUAGCGACACAUCCGACCUUCAAGGACUUCGUCAUAGAAAAUGGACUGGAGUUCUUCAGCAUUGGCGGGGAUCCCGCUGAGCUCAUGGCCUUCAUGGUCAAGAAUCCAGGGUUGAUGCCUGGUUUCGACACAUUGCGCAGUGGUGACAUUGGCAAGAGGAGGAAGGGUAUCGCCGAGAUUCUGAGUGGCACAUGGAGAUCCUGCAUAGAGACAGGUAAUGGUCUCGGUGUAGAUCCCCUCCAGCAGACCGUCGAAGAGUGGAUGGGCAUCGAGGACCAACUACCAGAACAACUGCGCAAGCCAUUCGUUGCUGACGCCAUAAUCGCAAACCCUCCCAGCUUCGGACACAUACAUUGUGCCGAAAAACUAGGCAUACCUCUGCACGUGAUGUUUACCAUGCCAUGGUCGCCUACCCAACAAUUCCCGCACCCGCUUGCCAACAUCCAAUCUACGAACGCAGACCCGACGAUUACAAACUACAUGUCAUAUAUCAUGGUCGAUGUGUUGACAUGGCAAGGUCUCGGAGAUGUCAUCAACAGGUUUCGCAAGGAUAGCCUUCGUCUGGACCCUAUCAGCGGUGUUUGGGCGCCAGCUAUGCUCGCGCGAUUGAAGAUUCCUUUUACGUAUUGCUGGUCUCCAGCGCUCAUCCCUAAACCUAAGGAUUGGAACCACCACAUCUCUGUCGCAGGCUUCUACUUCCUCAACCUCGCUUCAAAUUAUACACCAGAUCCAGACCUUGCAGCCUUUCUCGAUGCUGGUGAGCCACCCGUAUACAUCGGUUUUGGUUCAAUCGUGGUGGACGACCCAAAUGCCAUGACUAAGAUGAUCUUCGACGCCGUGAAAAUCACCGGCAAGCGCGCGUUGGUAUCCAAAGGCUGGGGUGGGCUAGGAGCUGAAGAUCUUGGGAAGCCUGAUGGCGUCUUUAUGCUUGGCAACUGCCCACAUGACUGGUUGUUCAAGCGCGUUUCUGCCGUUGUUCAUCAUGGUGGUGCCGGUACUACGGCAGCUGGUAUCGCAACUGGAAAGCCUACAGUUGUUGUGCCAUUCUUUGGAGACCAAGCCUUUUGGGGGGCCAUGGUCUCAAGGGCAGGCGCCGGGCCUGAUCCCAUCCCAUACAAAGAUCUCACAGCAGAGAAGCUUGCUGGAGCUAUCAACGAAGCGCUAAAGCCGGAGUCGCUCGAUCGGGCGCAAGAGCUUUGCGACAAAAUCAAGCAAGAGGACGGAACCCAGAAGGGCGCUCAGUCCUUCCAUCAGAUGCUGAAUUACGAAGAAAUGCGAUGUGCUAUCAUGCCAAACAAACCGGCUGUCUGGAGGCUCAAGCGUACCAACGUCAAGUUGAGUGCCAAGGCAGCUACUGUACUGGCCCAACAAGGCGAAGUGAACUUCUCUGAGAUGAAACUAUACCGCCCUCGCGAGUAUGUUCCGGAUGAAGGUCCUUGGGAUCCAGUCUCUGGUGCAGCUGGUGCUCUGAUGGGAACUGCAACCUCGGUGAUGAUGGGUGUUGCUGAUAUGCCGAUUCAGACCCUCAAGUUACUCAACAUUCACCCUGACGCCAGAUCCAAGAAAGGCAAAGAGAAGGCAACAGGUACAGGAACCUCUUCGAUAGGGGAAGGAAGUAGCAGUGGACGUCCGAAGACAACACGAAGUGGAACUGGUGCCUCCGAGCGCUCGGGCAGAAGCGGAGCCUCUACGCCAACCGCUGCCGAUGCUGCUGCUGAUAUAGCCAGGAUACAAGCCGACAACCCAGCAAUCACUAGCCCUGGUUCUCCUGGUACGCCUUCACACAGAUCUACAUUCAUGUCUCAAGCAUUUGCUGAAUCUACACAAGACUCAAGGUCACGGUCUAGGGAGCGAAGUCGCUCCAGAUCCGCGACUGGCUCAACAGCGACCCCAAAUGCAGCGCCAAAACCAAGUAUGGCAGAAAAUGUUGAUUCUGCGGUAGACACUGGAAAAGGUCUAGCUAGGAUCAUUGGUGCUGGCUUCAAGUCACCGAUGGACUUCUCUCUCAACGUUGCCAAGGGAUUUCACAAUGUACCAAAGCUCUACGGAGCUGAAGUACGACAGGUGGAUAAAGUUACCGACUUCCAGAGCGGGAUGCGGACAGCUGCCAAAGAAUUCGGCUACGGCCUAUAUGAUGGUAUCACCGGUAUUGUGACAGACCCCUACAAAGGCGCCAAGAAGGAAGGUGGCAUCGGCUUUGUCAAAGGAGUUGGGCGCGGUAUCAUGAGCGUUCCAUUCCGUGUGAUGGGCGGCGCUUGGUCCGUCCCUGGCUAUGCCAUGAAGGGACUCUACCAGGAAAUGGUCAAGAGCAAGGGAAAGAGUGUGCAGAACUACAUCAUCGCAGCGCGCAUUGCACAGGGAUACGAUGAAGCAUCCGAGGUGACGCAAGAAGAACGCGAUGAGAUUGUCAAGACGUGGGGUCACAUGAAGUGGGGCAUUAAGAAGAAGCGGAACGUUGGAGCUGAGCAUAUGGAUUCGCUCCAUUCGCUAGUCCAACAGAAGCGAGAUAAGAAGAACGAGCGCUGCGCUAGGCUCAGUUCCCAAAGUAGUGGUCCUGGAGUUCAGCAAUCGGCGCACGCGAACUCCAUUCUGCAAGGCAGCAUAGCAGGACCGUAUCCUGAUCCUCCAAGGAGACGUGGUGUCGAGCCCGAAAUCCGGUCGACAGUUCCCAGUUGGCGCCAACAAGAAGCCGAACGGACACGUGCCUUGAGGCGACAAGACACGAACACCUCGAGUUCUCCAUCGGUCGCCCCAUCUCAACAAUCGCAGACUGAGCUUGAGGCACAGCUCAGGGCAGAAGAGGAAGAAGAUCAGCGUGAACUAGAGCGAGCCAUUGCAGCCUCAGUCGCUGAAUCUUCGCGCGGCGACCCUGAGGAAGACCGGCUUGUCGCCUCUGCCAUACGCGCAUCGAUAGCCGAACUCGAGCGCGCUCCCGCUGGUAGUAACCUCUCCCAGCAAGACGAAGAGGAAGCACUGCGCCGCGCCAUGACUGCCAGCAUGGAAGAAGCAGGCAAAACCAACGUGACUGAAGAGGAGCAAAAGGCGCUCGAAGAAACCUUGAGGAAGAGUUUACUUGAGACGACCAAGAGAAGACAGGCUGACAGCGAUAACGAAUGGGAUUCUGAUGCCGACACCGAGGAUGAUGAGGACUACAAGCGCAUCAUCGCUGAAUCUAAACAACUCGCUCAAAUGCAUGCGGAGCACCCUGACGAGUACGCCAACUCGUCUCAGGGCGCACAGCAGGAAAGCGGUGUCAUGGAUGCCAUGAGCCAAGCCAUCGGUGCUGCGGAUGCUGAUGACAGGAGUCAUAGGAUAGAGAUGCGUGAUAUUGAUGACAACGAGGUAUAUGACGACGACGACGACGACGAUGCGGAGCUGAAGAAGGUGCUAGAGGAGAGUGAGAAGGCAGAGAAUGAGCGCAUGCAGAAGUUGGAGAAACAGAAGACCGAGGAGGAUAUCGUCAUGGAGUAUGUUAGGAAGCAGAGUUUGCUUGAGGAAGAACAUAGGCAGAGGGUGGCUAGUGGGAGGGAUACAAGUGGAGAGGGGAAUGGCGCUGGUGCUGGGAGGUAG